This is a messenger RNA of Myzus persicae (green peach aphid), 2668 nucleotides long. RefSeq lists its product as uncharacterized. The transcript has 4 exons. The record is from RefSeq and is a predicted model, not a curated record. The coding region runs from base 766 to 2571 and encodes 601 amino acids. Gene Ontology annotation, molecular function: protein binding. Lineage: Eukaryota; Metazoa; Arthropoda; Insecta; Hemiptera; Aphididae.
CCAAUAUGAUAACAUUUUACGACUGCCACCGAUUUUAUACAUUGAAUUUUUCCAAAUAAUGUAAUUAUUUAAAAAAAAAAACUGAUAUAAAUCGUAUUCUUAAUGUUAUAACUUAAAACUUAAUAUGAAUAUAAUAAUUGAGCACAAAUUAUAUCGUUGUCAAAAAGAGAUUCCUAAUUUAAAAAAAAAAACUGCUAUUUUAAUAUCAAAUAUGCAACGAUUUAGUAAAUAGUACUACAGUUUGAAUGAUGAUAAGUAAUAAGUAAAAGUGGGUAGGUAUAUUGUAUUGUAAUAAAGUUAAAUGACAAUCUAAAAACAUACGUUUAAAUAUUACCUACAUAAUAUUAUAUUUUUUCGUAAAUAGUUGUUAAUUUCUAAUACAAACAUAAAAAUUUACCCAUAACCUAAAUUUAAUUAUAAGUACAAUAAUAAGUUAUACUAUUAUAAGUCUGAGUUUUUACUCCGUUAAGCCCACCAAUUUUUCUGAUAUAAAAUUUAAAAAAAUAAAAAAUAAUUUAAAACCAUUAAAUUGUUUACAUAAACUGAUCAAUUGUACAAACAAAAAUGUCAAAUAUAAUAGUUAUUCAAUAUAUAACUCAGAGAAUACAAACAUGAAACAAUGCUAUAUUAUAAUGUUUCACAUUUAUCAGUUUUUCAUUUUUAAUAAUUAACAACUUAUAUUAUUUUCUUGUUACAUUAAAUUUUAUUUACCAUAAAAUAUUGAAUUUUUUUUUGUCUAUAGAUUAAUUGAUUUACUUAACAAUUAUGACAAAAUACAAUGUGAAUGUUGUUUCAUCUGACAUGAAAGGUCGAUUGGAGUUUAUGAUGAACAUUUACAAUCGUUUAAUGAUGUCUGAUCAAGAAGUUACACCAAAUAAAACUACUGCUGAUUAUCAUUUAUUAAACGGCUACAUAAAACUAAUGCAAUGUGCUACAAAUAGUAAAAAAAAUAAAAAAUCUAAUAAAAGCCGUUCAUACCGUCCAACCGCAGCAAAUAAAACUAUCAACAUAACAUCAGCUAUUCAAAAAAAUUAUAAAAACUAUAGCAGUGCAUCAUCUAUAUCAUCGCGGCCAACUUUAAGUCGUUCACCAUCAUCUGUAUUAUUUGAUUUUGAAAACAAUUCCACGUCCACUUGUUUUGAAGAAACGAAAAGAUUAUUGUGGGCAGGUUGUAAAACUGUUGAUGAUGCUCUUGAUGUGAAUAGAGACUUGCCCAUGUGGGUACAAACCGUAGAUUCAAAUAAUAUUGUUAAACAGUUGUUGACUUCUGUAGAUGCCAGCCGUGUUGAUAAAGGUAACGUGCACACUCUGGUUGCCGUAUUCAUUAAUUUCAGUAUAACCAUGAUAGACAUGUUUGGAAUGAAUGUCAAUGUGGACCAACAUUGGUGGAAACACUCAUACAAAAUUAUGGAACAGUUGAUUAAUGAUAUCAAUGUCCACUGUCGUGCUAAAGAUCCGAAUGCAUCACUUAAAGUCAAAGGAAAAAAUGGUGAUAGAAUGUUCAAUAAGGCAUUAUCAACAAUCACUCAAUUAAAAAAAAUUGUGCCCAAUGAUAAACAUGAGGUUCAUGUAAUGCAAAAUCCAAUAACACCUCUUGUUCCACCUGUACAACAACAGCCCACAUUCCAACCUCCAUCUCCGGAUUACAAUAAUCAGCCAUAUGUAAAUUAUAACUAUCCCAAUCAGAAUUAUAUGAACAGUUAUAAUUAUCAAGGACAAUAUCAAACACCGCAAAUAAAUCGACCACCGUACUGUCCAAUGCAGUACCGUCCUCCAUAUCAGCCCCCUUACCAACAAUAUCCAAAUCAAGUGCGAAUGAACCAACCACAGUAUUAUCAAUACCUUCAGCAACCUCCAAAUCCCUGGCAAAAUAAUUAUCAGAAACCACCAUAUCCAGUACAUAAUGCACCAUUUCCACCUUCUCAGUUUGUUGCUACUCCACAGCCAAAACCUGAAGCUAAGCUAGUUGAAGUGAAAGAAGAUGACGAGAAAAAAUGGUUAGAAGCACAAAAAGAUGCCAAAAAGUUGGUGAACAAUGCUAUUAACCAUAAUAUUUUGGCAACUAGAUCUACUGAUAGUAUACAGUCAUCACAGGAGAGUGAAGAAGGGUUAAUCAGUAAUGUACAUCCAGUAUUUGAAAAAAUGUCUGACAGAGAUAGUGGAGCUCCAAUUCCAGACGAUACAACAGACAGAAUGUGGAAUUUUUUGGCCAGAGAAGUAGAUAAAAAAGUUCGAUAUAAAUUUCAAAAAAUGAUAAGAGAGAUGCAAGAUAUACCCAAAGAAGAGUUUAGUAAAGAGCCAGAAUUAUAUGAGACUACUUAUCAAAAUGUGGUUAGAAUACAGCUAUUUGAGCCAAUCAGAUGUAAAAUGAUUAAUAAGAAGUAUGAAAAUGUACAAGCAGUCGUUAGGGACUUUCGAUUGGUAUUCAGUACAUUCCGUCACAUAUCUCAGUCUAAUGAUAUUAAAUGUAAACUUAUGAUGGACUUUAUGGAACGUCAUUUUAAUGAAUGCCUUAGAAAAUAUUUCCGUGGAUGGAAUCUAGAUAAAUACCGUAGUACCGUCCAGGAGUGACAGAAAGUCUAUAAUAAAUAUAAAAUUAUUUUGAAAUUGUUUAAAUAAUAUUUAUUUGAAAAAAAAUUAACAAUUAAGUCAUUUAACAUAAGUUGAA